This is a messenger RNA of Necator americanus (New World hookworm), 330 nucleotides long. RefSeq lists its product as uncharacterized. The coding region runs from base 1 to 330 and encodes 109 amino acids. The record is from RefSeq and is a predicted model, not a curated record. The transcript has 4 exons. NCBI's taxonomy places the organism in Eukaryota, Metazoa, Nematoda, Chromadorea, Rhabditida, Ancylostomatidae.
AUGGUUCCAAGGAGUAUCGAAAAUCGAACGUUUGCAUUGUAUCAGAAUUCCACAUUCCGAAAACAACACUCACUUCCACACGGGACCAUACCAGAUUCGUGGAUGCUUGGCGGAAUAGCAAUGAUCAUAAUCAUUCUCGUUCUAUUAAUUAUCGCAUUCAGGUUUGCUCUGCAUUACAUUCCACGACUAUUCGGAUACGAAACCGCUAGUCGACUUGAAGGACCUGGCCAUUCCUUAGGGAUGUAUUCGCUAGAAAUCCAGGCCCCAGGUAAACAUCAAGGAUACGCGAAUCUUGGUUAUAUACAUAGAGAAUCUGUGACUACUGCGUAA